Neomonachus schauinslandi (Hawaiian monk seal) is the source of this 1203-nucleotide messenger RNA. Its product is annotated as carbohydrate sulfotransferase 6. The record is from RefSeq and is a predicted model, not a curated record. Lineage: Eukaryota; Metazoa; Chordata; Mammalia; Carnivora; Phocidae. The transcript has a single exon. Bases 22 to 1203 code for a protein of 393 amino acids. Gene Ontology annotation, cellular component: Golgi membrane. Gene Ontology annotation, biological process: carbohydrate metabolic process; keratan sulfate proteoglycan biosynthetic process; N-acetylglucosamine metabolic process. Gene Ontology annotation, molecular function: N-acetylglucosamine 6-O-sulfotransferase activity.
CGCAGGCCCCCAUCCGGAGGCAUGUGGCUGCCGCGCAUCUCCAGCACGGCGGUGACCGUGCUCCUGCUGGCGCAGACUGGCAUCCUGCUUUUCCUGGUCUCCUGGCCCAGGCCGCCGUCCCCAGCGGUCGGCAAAGAGCGGGUGCACGUGCUGGUGCUGUCCUCGUGGCGCUCGGGCUCGUCCUUCGUGGGCCAGCUCUUCAGCCAGCACCCCGACGUCUUCUACCUGAUGGAGCCCGGCUGGCACGUGUGGACCACCCUGUCGCAGGCGAGCGCGCCGGCGCUGCACAUGGCCGUGCGCGACGUGGUGCGCUCCGUCUUCCUGUGCGACCUGGACGUGUUCGACGCCUACCUGCCGUGGCGCCGCAACCUGUCGGACCUCUUCCAGUACGCGGUGAGCCGCGCGCUGUGCUCGCCGCCCGCCUGCAGCGCCUUCCCGCGCGGCGCCAUCAGCAGCGAGGCGGUGUGCAAGCCGCUGUGCGCGCGCCAGCCCUUCAGCCUGGCGCAGGAGGCCUGCCGCGCCUACAGCCACGUGGUGCUCAAGGAGGUGCGCUUCUUCAACCUGCAGGUGCUCUACCAGCUGCUCAACGACCCCGCGCUCAACCUGCGCAUCGUGCACCUGGUGCGCGACCCGCGGGCCGUGCUGCGCUCGCGCGAGCAGACGGCCAAGGCGCUGGCGCGCGACAACGGGAUCGUACUGGGCACCAACGGCACGUGGGUGGAGGCCGACCCCGGCCUGCGCGUGGUGCGCGAGGUGUGCCGCAGCCACGUGCGCAUCGCCGAGGCCGCCACGCAGAAGCCGCCGCCCUUCCUGCAAGGCCGCUACCGCCUGGUGCGUUUCGAGGAUCUGGCGCGGGCGCCGCUGCCCGAGAUCCGCGCGCUCUACGCCUUCGCGGGCCUGAGCCUCACGCCGCAGCUCGAGGCCUGGAUCCACGACAUCACGCACGGGGCCGGGCUGGGCGCGCGCCGCGAGGCCUUCAAGACCUCGUCCAGGGACGCGGUCAAUGUCUCCCAGGCCUGGCGCCACGCACUGCCCUUCGCCAAGAUCCGCCGCGUGCAGGAGCUGUGUGCUGGCGCGCUGCAGCUGCUGGGCUACCGGCCCGUCGCCUCCGAGAGCGAGCAGCGCGACCUCGCCCUGGACCUGGUGCUGCCGCGCGGCCCUAGCAGCUUCAGCUGGGCGUCAUCCACUGCGGCACACCCCUAA